GUAACCGCCCACAAAGUUGGCCAGCCAGGUGACAGGAGAGCCAGCCGGGAAACAGCACGGACCACGUCCUGCCUGCGUUAAGAAGUCGACUACGUAACGAUUCACAACCAAAUCAAAGUCGACUAGGCAAAACCACCUGCUUAAAUCCUGCGUUUAUUGCCUGCUUUCACGUGUUCGCAAUCUGACAGUCUCUUUUCCGUUAGCAGUUGCGACGUAACCAGCUAGCAUUUCGAGGACACCCAUAACAUAACGCUAGCCUCUGACGUUAGAGAAAGCUCAACGGUUGGUUGUUGUAUUUCUGUCCGGGCAAAGAUAGAUAAGCCAGCGGCGAGAUGUCCGAACCUGUCGGAGAAGCGAAGCUGGAGGUGAAGCAAGCGAGCAAAGAGGUGAAGGAGAGCGAGAACGUAGCGGAAAAAUAUUCAGCCAUGACUGUGAGCAAAAACAGCGAAAUAACCAUGGGAGAGCUGUCGACUGUCUUCAGCGCUGUGCCCACUCACAAACCGGUUAAAAAGCAAAUCCAGUUUGUGGAGGACAAGCAGGAGUUCAGCAGGUUCCCCACCAAGGCAGGCCGUCGCUCCCUGUCCCGCUCCAUCUCCCAGUCCUCCACAGACAGCUACAGCUCUGCUGCAUCAUAUACGGAUAGCUCUGAUGAUGAGACCUCGCCACGGGACAAAACUCAGGUCAACAGCAAGGGCAGCAGUGACUUCUGUGUCAAGAACAUCAAGCAGGCUGAAUUUGGCAGGCGGGAGAUUGAGAUCGCAGAGCAAGAUAUGUCGGCACUGAUCUCACUCAGGAAGAGAGCACAGAGUGAGAAACCGUUGGCAGGUGCCAAGAUUGUGGGCUGCACUCACAUCACUGCCCAGACUGCAGUGCUGAUUGAGACUCUGGUUGCUCUCGGAGCUCAGUGCCGCUGGACCGCAUGCAACAUAUACUCCACACAGAAUGAAGUGGCUGCUGCCCUGUCGGAGACAGGUGUGGCUGUGUUUGCCUGGAAGGGGGAGUCUGAAGAUGACUUCUGGUGGUGUAUUGACCGCUGUAUCAACACUGAGGGCUGGCAACCUAAUAUGAUCCUGGAUGAUGGGGGAGACUUGACACACUGGAUGUACAAGAAAUACCCCAACGUAUUCAAGAAGAUCAGGGGCAUUGUAGAGGAGAGUGUCACUGGGGUUCACAGGUUGUAUCAGCUGUCUAAAGCUGGAAAACUGUGUGUGCCGGCAAUGAAUGUAAACGACUCUGUGACAAAGCAGAAGUUUGAUAACCUGUACUGCUGCAGAGAGUCCAUCUUGGAUGGUUUGAAGAGAACGACAGAUGUCAUGUUUGGAGGCAAACAGGUGGUCGUAUGUGGUUACGGCGAGGUUGGAAAAGGUUGUUGUGCUGCUCUGAAAGCAUUGGGAGCCAUUGUCUAUGUGACAGAGAUUGAUCCCAUCUGUGCCCUGCAGGCCUGCAUGGACGGAUUCCGAGUGGUCAAGCUUAAUGAAGUCAUUCGCCAAGUAGACGUCAUCAUCACAUGCACUGGAAAUAAGAACGUGGUGACCAGGGACCAGCUGGACAGAAUGAAAAAUGGAUGCAUUGUCUGCAACAUGGGACACUCCAACACUGAGAUUGAUGUGGCAAGUCUGCGGACCCCCGAGCUGACCUGGGAGAGAGUCCGCUCUCAGGUGGAUCAUGUCAUCUGGCCUGAUGGCAAGAGAAUUAUCCUCCUGGCUGAGGGACGUCUCCUGAACCUCAGCUGUUCCACUGUCCCUACCUUUGUGUUGUCCAUCACAGCCACCACUCAGGCUCUGGCACUCAUCGAGCUCUACAACGCUCCAGAGGGACGGUACAAGCAAGAUGUUUACUUGCUUCCCAAAAAGAUGGAUGAAUAUGUUGCGAGUCUGCAUCUGGCCACGUUUGAUGCCCACCUGACAGAGCUUAGUGACGAGCAGGCAAAAUACCUGGGUCUGAAUAAGAAUGGCCCUUUUAAACCCAAUUACUACAGGUAUUAGUCUGUCUCACCUGAGAACAACAGCAUGUGGACGGUUCCUGAUUAGUACCCGAUUUCCAGGCAAAAUAAUGAUUUGUGUAUUGUAUUUUUUACCCUUCAUGGGAUGCAUAGCUCAUUUACUUGUAUUUUAGUGACUGUAGAAAGUUUUGCUGCUUUACCAAUGGCACCCAAGCUGGCUAUGAAAAGUGAAGUGUAAGCACUCUGCUUAUGUGAGAUAACACAUGCAAAAAAAAGGAAAAUAUAUGAUUUUUUUUUUAUUGCAUGUGUUUCCAUUCUGAAAGCUGUUGAGUAUAUCAGCAUAUUGUGCCAAAUGACUGUGAGAGGAGGGUUGUGGUUGUUCAGAAAUAUUAGUUGUUAAACAUGUUAAACCCACACGGAGCACUAUUUUUGUAUAAUCAUUCACUCCAUGUACUGCAAAACAGUCACUUAAAAUGCCAAACCCAGGAAUCUCAGGAGCUUACUGUGCUUUUUAUGCACUUUUAGCUCCUUGUUUUGGCAUUCUCAUCAAUAUUGUGCUUAAAACUGUUUGCAGUCUUUUCCUUAAAAAACAGAUAAGCCAACAAUUGCAAAAAAAAUGUGACAUGAUUUAAACUCCUGGUUGUUUUUUUUUUUUUUCUAUCUCAGGAGUAGGUGGACCAAAUCGGAGUUGAAAGGCCAGUCGAUAUGAGACUUAUUGUUACUUUUAAACUAGCCAGUGAUUUGGCAUUAAUCAGAUGUCAAAUCAGUUUUUCCUGUGUAUCUGCUGAGUAGGCAAUCGUUUGCUUACAGAUGAGCCAUAAUAACCUGAUGAGCUGACUGUAAAUCAAAGUUUUGUUCCUCUGAGUAUUUUUACUGUCCAGCGGUCAGAAAUUGCUCUGUGCUGCUUUAAACGUUUCUUCCUGCUUUGAUAUUAAAGCACUUAAUCACCUUAUACAUUCCAUACACAAGAUACACUCCUGUUGUAGUAUCCUCACAAUUAGUGCUAACCUUCACUGGGCCUAACAGAAACAUAAGCGCUUGUUGAGCAGAGCAAAUGUAAGAGCUUGUCAUAUUUUUUUCUUGAAAAAGAACUUGUCCAUUUAUGAGGUUUUGGUGUCUGGUGAGAGUUAUAUCUGUACCUCAGGGCAUUCAAAUAUCUCUAAUUAUUUGUAAAUAUAUGUCAAUGCAUCUGCACUAUCUAAUCUUAGUAUUCAUGCGUAAUCUGUUGGUUUUGAAUUGAAUAUUUACAGCAUGUCUGUAAAUUGGAGGGAUAUAAUCGUGUCUGUGAUCCGUGUCAUUUGUCAGGUUUAGCUGUUCAGAGUAAAUUGAAUUUGGCGGUUAUGUUACAUACAGCACAUUUAUACUGUACAUACAGCAGCCUCUGAUGAGCUGCUCUCGUAAUGCCGUGUCUUGUUAGAUUUGUCUCAGGACUCUGUUAAAGAAUGCUAACAACAGAAAAGUAACUGUCGUUUCCUAAAUGCUCUGGGACUAGACAUGGAUGAGCUUUGUUGUAUUAGCUUUACCUCCUAUUAUCUUGUGGUAUUACAGUUAUUUUAAUCCAACACAGUAUGUGUGUUUCCAGAAGAUUAUGAUCAUUUUAAAGGCUUACGCACUGUGAGGCGUAAAUGUUUGUGAGGCUUGUUAAAUGCAAAUUCACAUUUUACUCUGUUAUAUUCACAUGUGAUAUUUUUUUAAACAGUGGGCACUUUGGAUGACUGAGUUGAGUGACUCAUUUUAUGUCUAAACUAGGUAUUACACAGAUAGUUGUAUCUUGUUGAACUUGCAGCUCUUCAACACAUUUCAUUGUGCUGUACGAGAGGAUGGUCACUAGUCAUUAAUUCUUUACAGUUGACAUCACUGCUGUUCCUCUCAAGUGUUUGACACCUUGUUACCAUUUUAAAGUAACGCUCCACAUGACUGAGGAUCCUGUUUCAUCACCGCACUAAGCAUAAACCUGAAUUUAUAGAAACUGCGUAUUUCAUUUGUGCAGUAAUUUUCAAUUUUAAAUGAGCAGGCUGCCCCCACCUCCCAGUUACUCCUGUUGUUUAUUGAAUAGUAGCCUACAGUGUGCUACUGCAAAGUGCUUUUCAUCUUUGCACUAACAGCUUUAAGGGCAUUACAGCCAAGGAGGACAUCAUUUUCAGUAAAAGGAGUGCUGCAACCAUGGUUACUGAUCAGUUGACAGUGCCUUGUAACUCACUCAGUAAUUUAUAUUCACAUGGACCAUCUGUGCGUUUUCCUUUUUAUCCAUGUUAUUGCCCAUCACAGUUAUUACCCUGCAAUAUACAGUUAUAGCUAUGCAGCAAAGAAUCCUCAGCCUUUCUUCUGGAAAAGUCAGUGUUUCACAAAUUCCAUAAAAAGUUAUGCUAAUAAUUACUGUAAACAGUUUGAAUAAGCAGCAUUUUACAUUCUGAUAUUUACCUUUUACAUUUAUUGUGAUGGGUUUUUUUAAUCUUCUCUAUGUUCUUGUAAUAAUGGUACAUUUACUUUCAUAAUGGCACUCGGAAAAUGCUUCGCUUUAUAACUAAUAGUGACAGUCACUUUAACCUAGUUGUUCCUCUGUUAUAGAGACAAAUGAAUGUUAUAUUACUGGCACAAACAGCUUGACUUUUGUUAAAUUGAAGUUAAUCAGCAUACCACUGUGAUUUGGAAGCUGUACAUUGUUAUAUUUGAAUACAAGGUUGUCUACAUUAUAUAGUACCUAUAAUGUUUGCUUAUUUUUCAACUUUGUUUCUAGUUUGUUUCAUAAUGUCAACUGAAUACAGCUUGUUAAAUUUCUCUUCACUUUCUCCUUUAAUAAACUCCAGUUUAAAUUUGAAAA
Messenger RNA from Oreochromis aureus, 4763 nucleotides. Its product is annotated as S-adenosylhomocysteine hydrolase-like protein 1. Gene Ontology annotation, cellular component: cytosol. Lineage: Eukaryota; Metazoa; Chordata; Actinopteri; Cichliformes; Cichlidae. Bases 333 to 1985 code for a protein of 550 amino acids. The record is from RefSeq and is a predicted model, not a curated record. The transcript has 17 exons. Gene Ontology annotation, biological process: L-methionine cycle.